This is a messenger RNA of Mytilus trossulus (common blue mussel), 1127 nucleotides long. RefSeq lists its product as uncharacterized. NCBI's taxonomy places the organism in Eukaryota, Metazoa, Mollusca, Bivalvia, Mytilida, Mytilidae. The coding region runs from base 108 to 566 and encodes 152 amino acids. The transcript is spliced from 3 exons. The record is from RefSeq and is a predicted model, not a curated record.
AAUGAAUUGUAUAUUUCAUCUGCAACAUGUGUUCUCGUUCAAUACAUAUCACAUAAAUUAAUGGUGAAGUAAACGUACAUGUAUAGAAAGAAGAAAAAAAGUGAAGAAUGGGAGAUUACUAUCUUGAUUCAUGGGAGGAGUACAAUAACCAGAACGUGUUAGUCGUGUUAAUUGGUUUCGUUAUGAUUAUUGUACUUUUGGUAUACCUAUGGAGGUGUUGUAAAUGUGACGAAGAUUCGCCGGGGACGACGAUAACUCCAGCAAGACAACAAAUUCCGUUAGUGCCAUGCUAUGCCCAUGAGAUCGAACCAGGACUUGUUGUGCUUCAAAGUCCUGACGGUGAAUAUUUCCGGAUUUUGCAAGAGUAUGAUGCAACAAAACUUCCUAAACAACCAACUGCUUCUAACGGAUUACCACAGCCCUUACAUUUCGUCCCUCAAUUUACAAGGGCACAUUAUCAGACGCAUGCGCAACCAACUGCACCAUCGACUGAGCAAUCACAUCUCAUCGAUUUUGGAGCAACUGCAAAUCCUCCACCGUACUACACUCCAGGCGUACAUCAUUGACUUAAGUUGAGAUAUAGGAUUUGAGCUUUUUACAGUAUUUGUGUUUCUUUCGAAUAUGCAAAGUUUCAUAUAAUUGAUAAUAAAGUACACAUUUAUUAUGUAUCAUAUAUAUACAAUCUACAAAAUAUACAGUGAUGUAUUGAUUUUAGCAUUACAUUUUGGAAUUAUUACUUAUAUCUAUUAUGCAUUAUUUGUAUACUUUGGAAAAAUCAUACAACGUCUUAUUUAUUAUUAUCGGGAAUUGAUACCAUGUGAUUUCAUUUCAUGUAUAAAAAGUGACGUUGGCUAUUCGUCAAUGACGCAGCAACCAAACGACCCAAUGCAAAUUAAUGACCUCUUGAGGACCGUAAUUGACAAAUGAUUAUGCAAUGAAAAAUAUAUAAAAAAGAUACAUGAUAAUACAAAUCUUAAAUGUAGUGUUCUGAUUAUCAUUUUCGCUGAAUUAAGAUAGUAAAGGUAGCCAUUUAAACUAAACAUUACUUAUUUAAAUAAAUGGUCCUUUAACAACUCAUAUUGCAAAUACUAUUGCUAUUACUAAUAUAAAGUUUUUUUUCUUCUUUA